AUUUUCUCGAUCUUCCAGACUCGGAAGAAGUGUUCGCCACUCCUCAGCUUUUGAUUCAAGAUCCUGCCCAUCAUCACGAUCAAAAUGGAGCGAGAGGCUGUAGCAAAAAAGCCUUCUAGGAUGAAGAGCGUGCGUCAGUGGUUAUCACUGCGAGUGACCCAAGAACGCACCAAGACCGAAGCACCUGCGGAGCUCCUGCCGAAUCAUGAACCAAGCUCGCAAUUAGAAGUGGAUGAAGGGGCGGCAAGAGCAACACCUCCUGAGACUGCGAGCAAUAAGAAUGCAGCCGCCAGUACUGAAACUGGCAAAGAAGAUUGCAAGGACAGUAAGGAUGACGGCGAUGAGCGAGGGUUGACUACUGUUGCGCAGCUCGACAAUACUGGAGCAAAGGGCGAGAGCGAGAGCGAGAGCGAGGAAAACAGACCUGAAGAUGACAAGGACGACGACGAUGCUGUCGACAAGUCAGCACGGGACUUCUGGAAAGAAGCAUGGGAGUCGGACGAGCUGGGGGAGGCGAAAAGGGCUCUUCUGCAAGGCAGGUCGGGGGUCGGCAAGUCGAAGGACCAGAAACCUUCGCGGGCCAAUUCGAUCGAGCUCGUCGGGCUCGUCAUCGAAAAUACCGAGGCGAAGAUGGUUAACUACAAGGCGCGCUGGGGAUCUGACAACGGUGAAACCUCUCUUAGGAAUGCGAAGUCUAUAUUGUUCUCUGCCUUAACCUUCAAGGACUUGCUCGAUAAUGUCGUCAAAUUUGAUCCGACAGGCUAUUGUUCAGCGGCAUGGGCUGUCGUGUCCUUUGGUCUUACGGUAAAAGCCCGAGUAUCCCAAUGGAUGUUGCUUCAGUUGAUGCUGAUAACAGCCUGCCUGCAGUUGGCCCUCCAUGACAAGGAACUGGCGGACUCUACAUUCAAAGCCUGCAGCUACCUGAGCCACUCGAUGGCUCUGUAUUCUCGAAUGGAGUCAAACUACCGCGAGCGAAAAGCCAAGCAAGAGAAGCAACUCGAGGAUGCCCUGGUCAGGGUAUAUACGGCUAUUCUUGUGUAUGCAGCUGAGGUGCAAGAGUCAAGCAAUGGUAGAACUCGGACCCGGGUCAAAAAGUUCAUCCUCAGCUUGGCUGGACAGCCACUCCGCGAUCUGGAGACGAAGAUCAACGAAGAGAAAUCCGCAUUAGAGGAUUGGCAGAACCAGGUUUCGAGAGAGCUUGCGGACGAAGCUCGUGAGGAGAUUAUGGAAAUCAGAACAAACACGGAAGUGAUAUUGAAGAGAGUCGACGGUCUGGCCAAGACCGCCUCAGAUACAUACGCCAAAGCUACUGCUGCAGAGCUGGAACGGUUAUGCGAGUGGCUGCUGAAGCGCGAUGGAGGGCGCCAGGAUAAGAUUCGCACGAGCUUAGCAACCGAAAGAGCGUGGUGGUUGAACUCUGGAAAUAACCACUGGAGGCCUGGGGGUGAUGGGGACAGGAAAGGCAAAAAGUACCACACGGCCAGCGACACCGCGACAGGCGAAAGUGGUGACGAUGACGAUGACCAAGGUAGCGAGAGCGGCGAUAUCACGACGGAUCCCGAGACCUCUGAAGACGAGGAAGCCCACGACAGAAAGACGCUCGACGUUGUAUCAAAAACCAGCCUUGAACAGGAUGCAGACCAAGCCGACGAGUAUGGAGAUUGGCUCUUCGAGAGCAGAGAAUAUACAGAAUGGGUUAAAUAUCCGCAAAGUCUGUUGUGGUUGUAUGGCAACUCUGGGUGUGGUAAAUCGGUGCUAUGCUCAUCGAUCAUCAGAAACCUGAAAAAGACAUUCGGAAAUGACCCGACGAAGGCCCUUGCCUCCUGGUACUUUCGCUUUGAUCAUGAGGACACAAAAAGGAUGCAUCUCCUCCUGGCAUCAUUGCUCGGGCAGCUCACAAUCAAGUGUAAAAAGGUCCCCGAUGAUGGUUUGUACGAAACACUACGUGAUUAUCAGGGCCAGGGACAGCUUCCGGAUGACAGCAUGGACCUCUUCAAUCACCUUCAGCGGUUUAUAUCCAAAGCAGACAGGGAUAUCUUCCUUGUCCUUGACGGCCUUGACCAUGUUCUCGAUCGCAGGGGCUCACGCAAGAACGAUAUCAAACUGCUUGACAUUAUCCUGAAGCUGAUACAAAAAGAGUACACCAACCUUCACGUCCUCGUAGUCAGCAAGUACGAGAAAGACAUAGCACAGGAUUUUGAGAACAAGAUCAGAGAUAUGCUGGUGUCAGUAGAUGUUGAGCAGGGACUUGGCAAAGUUCUUGAAACAUUUGUGGAGAGGAAACUAGAGGACACUCCUGUCUUGAAGGGAGAGGACUCUCUGAAGGGCGAGGUUAAGCAGCGUCUCGGGCAUUACCAAAGCAGCCAAGGCAGCAACUUUCACUGGGCACGGUCUAUUCUCAAACAAGUGUCAGCGUGUCACGAGCCAGCAGAGGUCACAGCGGAGUUGAGGAAAUUGCCAGAAAACAUUGCCGCCAGGUAUCAAGAUGCGCUGGAGAAAGUGGCGGCCAACAGCGUUAAAAGGCUGAAGGACAUUCUCCUUUGGCUCAUGAAUCAAAAGCGGCCGCUCUCGCAAGCCGAGCUUGCGGCAGUGGUCAAACUUCGAAACGCAAAGGAAGUCGCAGGGAUCUGUCCAAGAGUACUUGUGGAGACGGCCACGGAGGACGAGGUGGACGUCUUUCGCUUCACCCACUUCUCAGUCCAAGAGUAUCUGAAAGACCCCUUCUCCCGAGCUCCCAAGGGGCAGGAAACCAUCAGGUCUGGGAACAUCGAGCGCCUUCUGCCGCCCCAGAAACACGACGCACACCUUCUCAUCACCAAACGUUGCUUGGAGAUCCUAUCAGCCUUCCGGCCGACGAAGACGAACAAGAAGAAAGGCGAUGCUAUCGAGAACACGUCAAGUAGCGAUAGUGAUUCGGACCGUCUUGUUUCGUCCGCCUCCGGCCCCAACCGCCGCCGGGUCACUAUCGAUGCCAGCGACCACGGCUCUGACGCCUGGCGCGCACAAGACACCAGUCCAGAUGAUUCAGCGCCGGACCGGCGCGCCCCCAUCAAAACAGCAAACAGGAAGAGCAUCGAUGUUCCAGCUCGGGGAUACGCGGCCGAAUUUUGGUUCUGCCACUACAAUGAGAUUCAUAGCAACGAAGGUCAAUUCAAUGCUAUUGGCAGCGACAAAGGAUUUCCAGCCAGGCUCAAAGAGCUGGAGAGCGAGAUUUGCUCCAAGCUUCUGCUAGACAAGGAGAAGAUGCGGGCUUGGCUAGAUACCUAUGAUCCUGACGGACGGGGAAACAAAAAGCCACCCUCUGCUGUCUACUACGCCGUCAAGCUGGAGCUCAAUGGCAUCCUCACACGGCUUGUCGAAGAGAUCUCCAAGUUGCACACCAAUCUUCCCGCUCGACGCAGGGCCCUGGACCAGCGUGGUCUAGAGGGAACCGCUCUCCAACUGGCUGCAGUUCGGGGUGAAUCUGAUAUUAUUAACCUUCUGCUCCAACAAGGCGCCGAUGUGAAUGCGGAGAAAGGACCCCACGGGACUGCGCUGUAUGCAGCUGCAGCCGAGGGUCACCUUGAAGUGGUGAAAAGCCUAUUCCAAGCAAUGAAGCUGCUCCACGCCGGCACAAAGACAGGUGACCAAGCAGAUGGAAAUCUUGGUAGUCCACUGCACGUCGCAGCAUUCCGCGGCCAUGAUGCGGUCGUCAAACUACUUCUUGAGCCACCUGGCGUGGCCGUGGACCAUCUCGCCGACCCCUUCGGCACCGCUCUGCAGGCGGCCUGCGCAUCCAGGAAGAUCAGUACCAUCAAGCUACUCCUGGCCAACGAUGCCGACCCCAACAUAGUUGCUGGCUGUUUCGGCACAGCUGCCCAGGCCGCAUUUGCGCAUCCUAGGGUUUCCUUGGUCAAGGGAUCGGACGAGGUCCUUGAGAUGUUACGAUCCAAAAAUGCCGAAUGGCUCGAAUCUCCCAUGUUCUGGACCUUGGCGUACAGCAGGGUGAGGUCGUCCCUCGAUCCCCGGCCGCGGUAUAACAGGAUGAAUGUUCUGGAUUUCGCCUCGACAAACUACGAGACAUUGCUUAAGGCAUCAGCACCCAGCUGGCUAGAAGAAGAGGCCCUUGGAGAGCAUGAACUUCUCGCAAGCGUUGUCCAUCAAUGGACAAUGCCCAUGACCACCAUGCCGGAUGAGGCGUUUAUCAAUAGGCGCCUGCUCGCCAGAAUUCCUUUCCAAGAUCAGCUAGACGCCAUCAAGCGGGUUGUUCCCCAUCACGAAAAUACCAUGGAUCAUCUGCGCCAUCAGGACUUCUUGAGCAAGGCCCGCUUCUGGGCUGGCAUUAAUUACGUCCUCGGUCGAAUCCGUGAGCUGAUAUCGAGAUGCCUUGACCGAGUCAGCCGCUUGCUCCGCCGCCGCGAGCACCGUGACAACGCCGCCCUGUCAUCAUUCCAAUGGGCAUUACCAGAGUUUGACGAACCAUGGUACGGUUACGGUGAAAGGUAUGAUCCGGAUCCAUGGUUUGGAUGGCCUCGUGAGCGCGCGAUGUACAUGAAAGCUUCCAGCCGAAGACAACGGUACAUGAUGAGGCACCCGGGGGAUGAUGACUCCGACCAAGUCAUGAUGAGCCCUUCGACAAAGAAUGACGCCUUUGCCGUGACGAAUUCAAUGGCAAGGGCCGACGCAAUCACCAUGGAACUCACGCAACAAAGACAAAAACAGAGACGGUUCGAAGAGAUGGCCCAGACGUCAGUCUCUGGCGGUGACGCCGACACAGAAGCAGUGCUCCCCGAAUUACGAGUCACGUCACAGACUGGUAUCUGGACAGUGAGCGAUAUCCUCGAACUCGUCAAGCAACUCAUCGAAUACGGCGACCGUUGCGCUCGCUACCAGGAUGCUGUGACAACAGUGCCUGCCAAAGGGGACAUCCACGAGAAACCACCUGAACCUCUAGCCAAACCAGUAGACCUGCACAACAUCGAAGACCUAACCUUUGAGUUAUUUUCCACCGUCAUCCGGCUCGCUCUGGCGCUGCAAGACCACGGGACGACUUUCGAGAAGCUCGCCCGAGCCAAGUCAGGUCAAGGGCCGGCUCAGCUCAGAUCAGCUCAUUUCCCACACUGGGCUGGAAGGAGACGCAAGAAAAAUACUAGGAGGUAGCUGGAACAGAACAGGGUAUCAGAUACUUUUGGGUUUGUUAAGGUGUGAGCGUGAAAUUAGCGAUUUUCUUGAGGAUUUACACGAGAUCAUGGAGAAGCUGUGUUCCAUUGUUUAUGAGCUCAUUCAGUUUUUGGCAGGAGUUGGGCUGGAGUUAAUAAGUUUGGCGGGCCACUGGAUACGCAAUGGUUUAGGUAACCAUUGUGAUGAGCGUCUUGCCCGCGAGUUAGCAAGAGAUACAUCAUGAUGAUGACUUUAUACCAUUC
This is a messenger RNA of Podospora pseudopauciseta, 5402 nucleotides long. RefSeq lists its product as uncharacterized. The transcript has 6 exons. Gene Ontology annotation, molecular function: protein binding; ATP hydrolysis activity. The record is from RefSeq and is a predicted model, not a curated record. NCBI's taxonomy places the organism in Eukaryota, Fungi, Ascomycota, Sordariomycetes, Sordariales, Podosporaceae. Bases 85 to 5139 code for a protein of 1684 amino acids.